CAACAAAGCCCAAACCCAAAAAAACCUCUCGAAUAAUUUUUUUUUUUUUAUAUAUAAAGCCAACCCUUUCGCCCGAUCUCCAACUCUCUCCCUCUCUCUUCUUUUUGAGGGGUCUCUCUCUCUCUGCCAAUUCCGCCGUCGCGGCCGCAGCUCCCGUACUCCACCAGCGAUUCCCUUCUUCGCCGGCGGUUCUGUGUCCCUCGUAUCGUCACCACGUUUUCCGCCUCCAGCUCUCUCUCCGUGGGUGGGGAGGAAUAAGAAACCCUGAUUUGAUUGUUUCAGCUCCUCGGAGAGAUGACAAUGCACGGUGAAGAUCAUGUUCCCUCUCCCACGGCUCAGUUGGUUGGGAAUGCUUUUGUUGAGCAGUACUACAACAUGCUGUCGAAAUCACCAGAUGUGGUUCAUAAGUUUUAUCAGGACUCCAGUGUCAUGAGCAGGCCGGUUGCUGAUGGCCUGAUGUCUUCUGUCUCAACUAUGGCUGGGAUUAAUCAGAUGAUCCUUUCUCUGGAGUACAAAGACUGCGAAGUUCAGAUACUGACAGCUGAUUCUCAGAAAUCAUUUGGGGAUGGAGUCAUUGUUCUUGUGACUGGUUUCCUCACUGCAAAGGAUGGGCUGAAGCGAAAAUUCACCCAAUUAUUCUUUUUGGCUCCACAAGAUACUGCUGGAUUCUUCGUCUUGAACGAUGUUCUGAGGUAUGUGGAUGAGGAAGAAUUCCCAGCAGUGAAGGGGUCUGAUGCUGCUGCUGAUACUGCCCCUGUCGCUGCUCCUGAACCCGAGGCAACUCCUUUCACCAAUCAUGUGGUGGUAGAGCAAGAUGCUACUGCUGUUGCUGCUGAAGAUACCAUCCAAGCCAAUAAUGAAGUUAGCCUUCAGCUGGACAAUGGUGACGUUGCUAUUGCAGAGAAAGAUUACGUACCAAAUCAUAUAGCUGAGGCAGCAGAAGUUGAUGCUGCUAUUCCAAAGGCAGAAGUUGCACCCGAGGAAGAAAAUCAUCACCAGCAGGCUGAGACAGUUGCUACCCCUAUUGCUCUGGAGGAUGCUCCCAAGAAGUCUUAUGCUUCAAUUGCUAACCAAUUGAACUACAAGCCCCAUCCAUUCCAGCAGAGGAUUGCACCACCAAAACCUGUGGUCCAUGCUCCUGUUGCUGCUGCAGCUGCAGCACCAGCAGCUGCACCAACAGAAGCUUCUGCUCCUCGCCCUGCAAGAAACAACUCCGUUGAAAGGAGCAACAAUUUCACAGGGAAGGGUUACUCUAUCUUUGUUGCCAAUCUGCCCAUGGAUGCAACUCCUCAUCAACUCUACGAGAUUUUCCAGAAAUUCGGGCCCAUCAAGCAAGGUGGUGUCCAAGUCAGAAGCUACAAGCAAGAGAGGAACUGUUUUGGGUUUGUGGAUUUUGAAUCAGCUAGCUCCAUGGAGAAAGCCCUUGAGGCUGUGACCAUCAUGAUUGGCAACCGGGAAGCGCAUAUCGAGAAGAAGAAAGCUGCUGGGGAAGGCGGGAAGUUCACUCCGAGAAGGGGUGGUUUCAGGAACGAUGGCUUCAGGGGCCGCGGAGGGAGCUUUGUUGGAGGGCGUGGUGGAGGCUAUGGGAAGGGUGAGUUUGAGAACCAGCAGGGCGGUGGCAAUUUCCCAGGUCAGGCGAGAGGUGGUGGUGGACGCAACGGCGAGGUGAAAGUUUAUCAGAACGGAGGUGGGAGAGGAUCCCGUGAAGCUAGACCAGCGCCACCAGCAGCGGUCGCUGCCCCCACCGCUGUCGAAGGUGGAAAGAAUUAGACCUUUCAGGGAAAACCAUUAUUAGAAGACUUGACUUGCGGCAUUUUGUAGGGUUGUUUGGUUUACUUUGUUAAAAUAGAGGACUUUGUUACUUUGUGUCUGGAAUUAUCGUUUGGCUGUUUGGUAGGGGUUGGGUUCUCUUUUCUUCUUCUUAUUUUUUUUUUUUUUUGUGGCUGAAGUUAUUAGGUCAUUCAUCUCAAUUGGAGAUGUACUAUUAUAACUUUAUAAGUCUAUCGUCGUCGGUUUCCAAUUCUGCAUCUUAGAUCUUUUUUUUUUUCCCGUUGAAUGUGGAAUCGUUUUAUUGCAAAGCCAAGGUGAGGAAAUACCCCCACCUCGAUAAGGUUCAAUAAAUACAUUUUUAGUGUAGUUAUCAUAAACUGUCACAAACCUAUUCAUUUUGUACAAAAUGCUCAUAAUCCUUUAAUUUUGCACCUUUCGGUAAUAAAGGUUUGACGAAUAACAA
Molecule: messenger RNA, 2233 nt
Organism: Linum tenue
Lineage: Eukaryota; Viridiplantae; Streptophyta; Magnoliopsida; Malpighiales; Linaceae
Source: the annotation of a GenBank genome assembly